Messenger RNA from Linum trigynum, 5562 nucleotides. The record is from the annotation of a GenBank genome assembly. NCBI's taxonomy places the organism in Eukaryota, Viridiplantae, Streptophyta, Magnoliopsida, Malpighiales, Linaceae.
UAAUGAAACAUGUCUGGUAUCGGUUGACAAGAAUGAUCAGUUUGAGUGGCAUAGAAGGUUAGGGCACAUUAGUAUUGGCAUACUAUCGAAACUUGUCAACCUAGGAAUUGUUAGAGGUAUACCAAAACUUUUAAGCAUGAGAGAGUUCUUUUGUGAUGCGUGUGCUAAAGGAAAGCAUACCAGAUCAUCUUUUAAAACCAAAGUUGAUAUUUCCACCUCAAGACCCUUAGAAUUGCUACAUCUAGAUUUAUUUGGACCAUGUAAUGUCAUGAGUCAAGGAGGAAAGUAUUAUGCUUUCGUGAUUGUAGAUGAUUUAUCUAGGUUUACCUGGGUUAUGUUUCUUACAAGCAAGGAUGAAGCUUAUCAAAACUUUAAGGAGUUCGUCAAACGGGUUGAAAAUGAAAAACAAUCAGGGAAUAGUAAGCAUAAGAAGUGAUCAUGGAGGUGAAUUUUUUUCUGAAAACUUUGAAAGUUUUUGCAACAAAAAGGGUAUACCUCAUAACUUCUCUGCACCCAGAACACCUCAGCAAAAUGGGGUGGUAGAAAGAAAGAACAGAACACUAAUUGACAUUGCAAGAACAAUGUUGAAUGACUAUGGCUUACCAAAACAAUUCUGGGGGGAAGCCAUUAAUACAGCCUGCUAUGUCACUAAUAGAGCUCUUAUUAGACCAAAACUAAUUAAAACCCCUUAUGAACUCUGGAAGGAUAGGAAACCGAAUCUGAAUUACUUUCACCCGUUUGGUUGUAAGUGCUUUGCUCUAAAUACAAAAGAUCACUUAAGAAAAUUCGAUUCAAAAUCUGAUGAAUCAAUUUUUCUUGGUUAUGCUACAAAUAGCAGGGUAUAUCGUAUUUAUAACAAACAGACCCUCAAAGUAGAGGAGUCCAUCAAUGUGAUAUUUGAUGAAUCUUGUGGCAAGUGUGCAGAAAGUUUAGAUGAGGAUGAUGACUUCGGAUUGAGAACAACAAACAAAAUUAAUGAAAUUCAGAAUGCUCCAGAGAAAGAGGACUUAUCAUUAGAAAAGGAGAAAUCUGAAGGAGAACAAGGGCAGGAUUGUCAAGUUCCACCUCAUAUUGCUCGACGACACCCUCCUUCUCUCAUCAUAGGAAAUCUUAGUCAAGGUAUGAUCACUAGAUCCAAACAUCUUACUGAACAUACUGCAUUUAUAGCUCAAUUUGAACCUAAAAAUAUUGAAGACGCUAUAAAUAAUGAAUACUGGUCUGCUGCCAUGCAUGAUGAAUUGAAUUAGUUUGCUAGGACUCUAGUCUAGGACUUAGUCCCCAGUCCUAAAGAUAGAAUAAUUAUUGGAACUAAGUGAGUUUUUCGAAAUAAAACUGAUGAAAUAGGAACCAUAAUUAGAAACAAAGCCAGAUUAGUAGCUCAAGGCUAUUGUCAAGAAGAGGGAAUUGACUUCGAUGAAACCUUUGCUCAUGUAGCUAGGUUAGAAGCAAUUCGUCUUCUCUGUGCUUAUGCAGUCUCUAGAGGUUUUGAAUUGUACCAAAUGGAUGUCAAAAGCGCCUUCUUAAAUGGUGACCUAAAAGAAGAGGUGUUUGUCUCACAACCUCCUGGAUUUGAGGAUUUCGAACAUCCUGACUAUGUAUAUAAACUAAUAUAGAAGGUGCAUUGUAUGGACUUAAGCAAGCCCCUCGAGCCUGGUAUGAAAAUAUUAGUAACUUUCUAAUAGAGAAGGGUUUUCAUAGAGGACAGGUUGAUAAAACCUUGUUCAUUAAAAAUGAGAAUGAACAUACUCUUUUGUGUAGAUGACAUCAUCUUUGGUUCAACAAGCCAGCAACUCUGUACAGAAUUUGAAAACGAUAUGAAAAAUGCUUUUGAAAUGAGUCUUAUGGGCGAACUUCAUUAGUCAAUCUAAACAUGCUAAAGCAUUUCAAUUUUGACAACUUAAAAGAAGCUUCCACUCCAUGGGGUCUCUAUUAAGUUAACCAAAGAUGAAACUGGGAAAACAGUGGAUAUCAAGAAAUUUAGGGGUAUGAUAGGGUCACUUCUAUAUCUUACUGCCAGUCGACCAGAUAUCAUGUUUAGUGUGUGUGUAUGCGCUAGGUUCUAGAGCAAUCCCAAAGAAAGUCAUCUUUCUGCAAUUAAACGUAUUUUUCGCUAUUUGGCUGGAACCUCAACUCUUGGCCUCUGGUACUCUAGUGAAUCCAGUUUAGACUUAGUUAGCUACACUGACUCUGACUAUGCUGGUUGCAUAGUUGAUAGGAAACGCACAUCUGGUGCACGUCACUUCCUAGGUACCUCGCUCAUCUCCUGGUUUAGCAAAAAGCAAAGCUCAGUUGCUUUAUCCACUGCAGAAGCAGAGUAUAUUGCAGCUGGUUUCUGCUGUACUCAGCUAUUAUGGAUGAAAUAUCAGCUAGAAGACUAUGGUAUUCAGCUAGGAUCACUCCCUGUUAUGUGUGAUAACACUAGUGCUAUCAACAUGACAAAGAACCCUAUACAGCAUUCUCGAACCAAACAUAUAGAAGUUCGAUACCAUUUCAUUCGUAACUUGGUACAUGAGGGAAAAAUUCACUUAGAAUUCAUAGGUACUGAAUACCAAUGGGCCGACAUUUUCACUAAACCAUUACCCGCUGACAAAUUCUUACCCAUUCGUCGAGAACUUGACAUGUUCUCACUAGAGGAGAUAGAGGAUAUCUCUUAAGAUUAUGUGCCAUUUUGAUUACCUUAUUAACUCAGCCUUUCUUUCCAUCCUUCUUCCGAUAAAUCAGGCAGUCAGCCUCUGGCUACGAGCUGUAAUUUAUAUACCUUCCGAAUCUGAUCUAUUGAAUCCCUCCUAUAACUAGGACAGCUCUCACCCUUCACUUCAUUCUCACACACUGUUCCAAACCCUUUUCCAAAGAAGAUGCCUUUUAACAACUUCCAACUCCGCCCUGCCGUAGUGUUCAAAAAUCAAGGAUUCCGCAGUACCAUUGUUCACAAUAGGUACCUUUGCAGUUUCCAAGACCGGUCCAUCUAUCCAUCAUUCACCAUCCAUCCUUCCGCUUUCACCAAGUAUAAAAUGGACAUUCCAUCCCUACUUUCAGGGAUUGGCUAGUCCUCGUUAACUGAAGAACAAUGUUUCCUUCACUGUCCUGAAUCUUUCAGACAGCUUUAUGUUAAUCUUCGGCGUAGACGGGGAGCUGAUUCCCAUUCUUUCACCACUCUCGUGCAUGAUCAUGAGGUUACUGUCACCCCUGAUCUGCUCGCCUUUUUCCUUGCUUUGCCUCACUCCGGACUUCAGGCUGGUUUUGACGACGAGUUUGUCGAACUUGGCUUUGAUUUUUUUUUACUGCUCUCAAUCAGUUGACCCGCGACAUUGGGCUAACUUUUCCAACUUAGCUCGCUGCAGGUCGCCUUCCUGAUGAUCUGACAGUCUUCCACUUCUUUAUCACCCGAUGCUUCCUUCCUCGUGACAUAUCCAGUGUCACGAUCCUUCACACCACUGACCUCUGGAUCAUGUCCAACUCUCGUGCCCGCCAGCCUAUCAGUUAUGCCUCACUUGUGUUUGCACACAUGAUCAGUUUUGGCAACUGUAGUUAUAGUGGACCUAUUCCUUUUGGUCCACUCAUCACUCGCUACCUUUAUCGUCUCGGAAUCGAUCUCCGAGACAAGGUUGCUAUCUGCAAUAUCCAUGAUGAUCUGCGUCCUAAUCAUGUGUUAAAUCGGCUGGAUGCCGACGUUGGUAGCCGUAAGCUUAUCUCUGGAUCAGGGGGAGUAGCUGCUUCCGUGUUCUCUGCAAAUGAUGCCACCAGUGGCUUGGUUGCAGGACUGACUCAAGCUGUUGUUACAACAGUGGAAAAUGAGAUCAAACGCGGGAAGGAGGCUGGAAGUGCCUCGACUACCAAACUUCAAGUGUGCAAAGAAAGUUUAGAACUCUUGGAAACUGAUGAAGCUAUGCCUGCUCCUGAUAACUUUGAUCCUAUAUCCUCCGACUCGGGCUCUGAAGAUGAUAUCUCAGACUACGAGUCACCUCCCAACUAUCCUUUCUAGAGUUCUGGUUACUCUUCGCAGGGGGAGCUGUAGCCUUUUGAGUCUAAUAGUAGUCCUUCAAGGAUUAGGUGGCUAUAGUCAAGUGUGUCUUUUGUGGUUGUGUUUUUGUGUUUGAUAUAGGAUAUGUUUCUCUUGAGAAUUUGAUUGAAUGAAAUAAAAUAAAAGCUCCUCUUUGCAUUGCUGUAAUCCUUGUAUAUAGAACAGACUGCACCAAGAGUGUGUUAAGUGUGUGCAUAGAAUACAAUUGCAGCAGGAUGAGCCAUUGACAAGCUUAGGGGGAUCAUGUUGAGGGAAGCCUGUCAAUAGCAAAGAAGGAAAGAAUCAAAGAAAUCAAUCAGAACAAAGGAGGCAAGUCUCAAGAAGGAAAGACACAGCUGAUCAUGGGAAUCAAACCAAAAUCACUCUCCAACGGCUAAAAGAAGAACAAACAGACUAUAAAAGAAGGACACAAAGAAGAAGCAGGGUGCGGUUUUUUAAGAGAACAAAAGUUGUCUUUUGUGAGAUCAAAUAGAAGUCUUUUGAGUGAAAAAUCGCGAAACCAAGUCAGAGAGACUUGUAAGUGGUCUGAGUGUAGAAACAGGGAGUGGAUACAUCAGAGUUAGAAUCUGUUGGCUAGGCAGGGAGAUUGGCGAAUUCGUUCUACACUUGUAAAGAAGAACAAGUGGAGAAAUCGUAUUAGUAAUUAUGUAGGAGAUCUCAAGAGGAGACCAUGUAAAAUUGUGAAUGUUGUUCUUUCCUGCGUUUGUACUGUGAUCUUUGUUCUGUGGUUGCUAGGUUGAAGUUGAAACAGGGGAGCUCCAGUCUGAGUUUCAGGGAAGACAGUCAGCAACGGCGGUUGGGCUCGGAUCAGUCUAGGCCCACUUAGUAUAAGUAUCAAGUAAAAACAAGAGAUAAAGUGAAGCCCAGCCCGAAUAAAUUUUAGGGUAAAUACAAUAUAUUAGCCAUAACUAUUAUAAAGCGGGGAAUUAUAGCCACAACAAUGUAAAAUCAAAUUAUUAGCCAUAAUUAUUGUUGCGGCCUGCGGGUCAAUAUAUGGCUAACUGUCCAUUACUAUUAUUGAAUUUUUAACGGAGAAGGUCACGUCAUCGACCACGACAGCAGCCACGUCGGACUGCUUUUAAUUUAUAACUUUAAAACAUAAAACGUUAAGUCAGCAUUAUUAACGGAAUUGUUAACAAAGAGUUAACGUUUGGCUAAAAUUUGAAUUUCCAUAGUUGUGGCUAUAAUUCCCCGCUUCAGAAUAGUUGUGGCUAAUAUAUUGUAUUUACUCUAAAUUUUAAUUUGGAUAAUUAACAAAAUAAUAGUUUACUGUUCUUUUACAUUUUCAUUUUCCUCUUCGUGAAUUCAACACUUGAUCCCCUCUAGUGCGAUUAGGGUUUUUGCAGAAAACUCUAAGAGCUAAAAUCUGAAGAAAAGGGGAGUUCGGUCUCGCGCUCGACCACUCUACAUGGUCCUCCAGGGUCGAACUUGUUAAACCAAAGUCUCUGACUCCAGUACUCGUACCCAUUCGAUUUUCUUCUUCCUCAUUAAUCAAUCGUCUUCUUAUGGUCAAACAAAAUUGAUAAAGUAGAAGGAAAAUA